Coregonus sp. 'balchen' is the source of this 6508-nucleotide messenger RNA. Lineage: Eukaryota; Metazoa; Chordata; Actinopteri; Salmoniformes; Salmonidae. The record is from the annotation of a GenBank genome assembly.
AUUUCACAAAACGGUGGAUGUUUCCUGGUUCAUGGUUAAUGACACAUUUAUUUUAUAUCGAAAAUAUAUAAAAUAACGAUUUACUACAGAUAAAUAUUUGGCGUCACAGUCGUCCCGUGAGUUGGUACCAAACCAUGCUCGAUAGAUACACAACGUGAUAUCUUCGAAAACAACAUCAACGAGGUAAAAUAAGCUAACGCGGCUAGCUAGUAUCAAUUGAUCAUCAGCUGGCUGCGUGUUUUUGUGUUGUUUAGGUGCCAGUUAACUGCUAACGCUGUCAUCGCAAACUGGCUCACGGUUGUAAGGUCUAGAUGACCAAUUUAGCACGCAAGAUAACACAUCAGUCUUUAGUUUGGGUUGAUCCAUAUUGAAUAAUGGCCUGUCCCAAGUUGCUAACUAGCUAUGCUAACGUCCUUCGAAAUGCUGAUGUUUUGAUUUUGCUUUGUGUGGUGGAAAAGGGACGUGUUUAUUUGAUGACAACCUGAUAUGUUUACUAAUUGUUCUAACUAAUAAUAAUUGAUGGUGGUUUGAAUAAUCGAUAGAUUGAUUUCAACAAGUGUCAUGACAUACUACAUUGGUUUUGGUUUCUCUUUGAUGCAACAGUUCCUUAGCUCUCACUUCCGUUAUCGUGUUACGUUGGGACACACCAUCAGGAGUCUUUGUAUUGGGAGUCCAAUACACAGACUCCCGAUGUUGUGUCCCAGGCUGGUUAUCGCGGUGUCUUACACACGCUGCCAAGCCCAAUGUAGAGCAGGUUAUCGUGGUGUCUUACACACGUAGCAAAGCCCAAUGUAGAGCAGGUUAUCGUGGUGUCUUACACUCGUAGCAAAGCCCAAUGUAGAGCAGGUUAUCGUGGUGUCUUACACACGUAGCCAAGCCCAAUGUAGAGCAGGUUAUCGUGGUGUCUUACACACGCAGCAAAGCCCAAUAUAGAGCAGGUUAUCAUGGUGUCUUACACACGUAGCAAAGAUAAGAAAGAGACGAAGAGUUCAACUGACGCCUCCUAUUUAUUUUACUACCCAGACCUUUUCUCUGCAUUUUCAAAGGUCAACUCGUAGCUAGAAUCUCAAUCCUUGACUUGUAGUACAACUGGCAUGGACCACAAUGAUUGUCAUUCUAAAAUAUGCUGGAAAUAAAUAAUUUUUUUCCCAAAUAUAUGCUACUCUGUGUCAGACUUGUUGCAUUGUCUUAGUGCUGUAUAACUGACUCGUCGGUCUACCUCUUGCUCUCUGCUAGCUAGGCCUGGUAUGGAGCCUGGCAUGGAGGCAAUGGAGGACGAUAUCUGCAUCCUGAAGCACGAGACUGCAUAUGGUGGAGCAGGGGAGAGCCCCGUGUCUGUAUGUGCGGGGGAUGAGUCUGUGGCCUCCCACUUUGCCCUGGUCACGGCAUACGAGGACAUUAAGAAGAGGCUGAGGGACACGGAGAGAGAGAACACGCUGCUGAGGAAGAGAGUCAAACAACUGGAGGAUAAGGUACAGCAUGAGGGGGGGGCUUCAUUAGACACAACAGUCAGCACACUCGGCACCCAAAAUAGGUUGAAAUACUGCUCUGCUCUAAGAACUUCAUACAUACCUUGAUACAGCAAGUAAGUUCUCAGCAGUAGCAGUAAAAUAAAAAGUUAUUAUCCCGAUAGGGUAAUAUAUUUUUUUUGGGACAGAUAAAACCUCAGAUGGUCAAAGUACAUCUAGCACUAUUGCCAUGAGUUGUUCUCACAAUAAGAUCAAUGUCACUAUCAAUGUGUUGAGCUAAUCAUGAGAUUCAACAGCUGUGUGUUGUAACCUGUAGCUGUGUCGUAACCGAUGAUGUAUGGUUGUAACCUGUAGCUGUGUGGUAACCGGUGAUGUAUGGUUGUAACCUGUAGCUGUGUCGUAACCUGUAGCUGUAUGGUUGUAACCUGUAGCUGUGUGUUGUAACCUGUAGCUGUGUCGUAACCUGUAGAUGUAUGGUUGUAACCUGUAGCUGUGUCGUAACCGAUGAUGUAUGGUUGUAACCUGUAGCUGUGUCGUAACCGGUGAUGUAUGGUUGUAACCUGUAGCUGUGUCGUAACCGAUGAUGUAUGGUUGUAACCUGUAGCUGUGUCGUAACCGAUGAUGUAUGGUUGUAACCUGUAGCUGUGUCGUAACCUGUAGCUGUAUGGUUGUAACCUGUAGCUGUGUCGUAACCGAUGAUGUAUGGUUGUAACCUGUAGCUGUGUCGUAACCGAUGAUGUAUGGUUGUAACCUGUAGCUGUGUCGUAACCGGUGAUGUAUGGUUGUAACCUGUAGCUGUGUCGUAACCGAUGAUGUAUGGUUGUAACCUGUAGCUGUGUCGUAACCGAUGAUGUAUGGUUGUAACCUGUAGCUGUGUCGUAACCUGUAGCUGUAUGGUUGUAACCUGUAGCUGUGUCGUAACCGAUGAUGUAUGGUUGUAACCUGUAGCUGUGUCGUAACCGGUGAUGUAUGGUUGUAACCUGUAGCUGUGUCGUAACCGAUGAUGUAUGGUUGUAACCUGUAGCUGUGUCGUAACCGAUGAUGUAUGGUUGUAACCUGUAGCUGUGUCGUAACCUGUAGCUGUAUGGUUGUAACCUGUAGCUGUGUCGUAACCUGUAGCUGUAUGGUUGUAACCUGUAGCUGUAUGGUUGUAACCUGUAGCUGUGUCGUAACCGGUGAUGUAUGGUUGUAACCUGUAGCUGUGUCGUAACCGAUGAUGUAUGGUUGUAACCUGUAGCUGUUCAGGCCUGAAGCCCCUUCCCCUGAAGGACCCCAGUAUGUCAACAAGGCCUUCAGUGCCUACCGUGGCAUCUACAUCCAGAAGGAGGACCUGCAACUGGAGCUUCAUAAACUGGUAUGUACAGUCUAGUUGGUAGGUACAGUCUAGUUGGUAUGUACAGUCUAGUUGGUAUGUACAGUCUAGUUGGUAGGUACAGUCCAGUUGGUAUGUACAGUCUAGUUGGUAUGUACAGUCUAGUUGGUAUGUACAGUCCAGUUGGUAUGUACAGUCCAGUUGGUAUGUACAGUCUCGUUGGUAGGUACAGUCUCGUUGGUAGGUACAGUCUAGUUGGUAGGUACAGUCUAGUUGGUAGGUACAGUCUAGUUGGUAGGUACAGUCUAGUUGGUAUGUACAGUCUAGUUGGUAUGUACAGUCUAGUUGGUAGGUACAGUCCAGUUGGUAUGUACAGUCUAGUUGGUAUGUACAGUCUAGUUGGUAUGUACAGUCUAGUUGGUAUGUACAGUCUAGUUGGUAUGUACAGUCUAGUUGGUAUGUACAGUCUAGUUGGUAUGUACAGUCUAGUUGGUAUGUACAGUCUAGUUGGUAUGUACAGUCUCGUUGGUAGGUACAGUCUCGUUGGUAGGUACAGUCUAGUUGGUAUGUACAGUCUAGUUGGUAUGUACAGUCCACUAGAUCCUGAUCCAGCUGGUAUGGACAGUCCACUAGAUCCUGAUCCAGCUGGUAUGUACAGUCCACUAGGUCCAGUUGGUAUGGACAGUCCACUAGGUUCAGCUGGUAUGUACAGUCCACUAGGUCCAGCUGGUAUGGACAGUCCACUAGAUCCUGGUCCAGCUGGUAUGGACAGUCCACUAGAUCCUGAUCCAGCUGGUAUGGACAGUCCAGCUGGAAUGGACAGUCCUCUAGGUCCAGUUGGUAUGUACAGUCCAGUUGGUAUGUACAGUCCACUAGAUCCUGAUCCAGCUGGUAUGUACAGUCCACUAUGUCCAGCUGGUAUGGACAGUCCACUAGAUCCUGAUCCAGCUGGAAUGGACAGUCCACUAGAUCCUGAUCCAGCUGGUAUGGACAGUCCACUGAGCUCAUCAAGUUAUGGUGGUUACUAACUUCAUCAUCUCUUCAGCGUCUACUGUUUUCUCCUUAUGAAGCUAUUAACCAAUACAUGUAUUGAUGACACGGCUGUUAGGUUCAUAUCUGAGAUGUUAUGUUAGCAGCACAGGUCUGACUGUCUACUUCCUAUACUCCAGCCAAUCAAUGACUCUUCCUGUCUAUAUCCUGUCUCUUUGUAACUGUCUUUCCUACUGCUUCACUGACUCAUCAUCUCUUUAUCCUGUCUCUUUGUAACUGUCUUUCCUACUGCUUCACUGACUCAUCAUCUCUUUAUCCUGUCUCCUUGUGUCUUUCCUACUGCUUCACUGACUCAUCAUCUCUUUAUCCUGUCUCUUUGUAACUGUCUUUCCUACUGCUUCACUGACUCAUCAUCUCUUUAUCCUGUCUCUUUGUAACUGUCUUUCCUACUGCUUCACUGACUGUUCAUCUCUUUGUAACUGUUUCUUCUACUGCUUCAAUGACUCUUCCUGUCUCUUUGUAACUGUUUCUCCUACUGCUUCACUGACUCUUCCUCUCUUUCAUAUACUAAUUAUCUUUCUUUAACUCUGUUUCUCUAGAAGAGGGAGAAGAGUGAGUCUGAGAGGCGCCUUAAUGAGCAGCUGCAGGCCAAAGAGAUGGAGCUGCUGCAGUUAAAGACAGAGAUGGAGACCAGCCAAGGUACUUUAAUGACCAGGGACUUAACCUCAGCCAAGGUACUUUAAUCACCAGGGACUUAACCUCAGCCAAGGUACUUUAAUCACCAGGGACUUAACCUCAGCCAAGGUACUUUAAUGACCAGGGACUUAACCUCAGCCAAGGUACUUUAAUCACCAGGGACUUAACCUCAGCCAAGGUACUUUAAUCACCAGGGACUUAACCUCAGCCAAGGUACUUUAAUCACCAGGGACUUAACCUCAGCCAAGGUACUUUAAUUACCAGGGACUUAACCUCAGCCAAGGUACUUUAAUCACCAGGGACUUAACCUCAGCCAAGGUACUUUAAUGACCAGGGACUUAACCUCAGCCAAGGUACUUUAAUCACCAGGGACUUAACCUCAGCCAAGGUACUUUGAUGACCAGGGACUUAACCUCAGCCAAGGUACUUUAAUGACCAGGGACUUAACCUCAGCCAAGGUACUUUAAUGACCAGGGACUUAACCUCAGCCAAGGUACUUUGAUGACCAGGGACUUAACCUCAGCCAAGGUACUUUAAUGACCAGGGACUUAACCUCAGCCAAGGUACUUUGAUGACCAGGGACUUAACCUCAGCCAAGGUACUUUGAUGACCAGAUACUUCACCUCAGCCAAGGUACUUUGAUGACCAGGAACUUAACCUCAGCCAAGGUACUUUGAUGACCAAGGACUUAUCCUCAGCCAUGGUACUUUGAUGACCAGGGACUUAACCUCAGCCAAGGUACUUUGAUGACCAGAGACUUAACCUCAGCCAAGGUACUUUAAUCACCAGGGACUUAACCUCAGCCAAGGUACUUUAAUUACCAGGGACUUAACCUCAGCCAAGGUACUUUAAUUACCAGGGACUUAACCUCAGCCAAGGUACUUUAAUUACCAGGGACUUAACCUCAGCCAAGGUACUUUAAUCACCCGGGACUUAACCUCAGCCAAGGUACUUUAAUUACCAGGGACUUAACCUCAGCCAAGGUACUUUGAUGACCAGGGACUUAACCUCAACCAAGGUACUUUAAUCACCAGGGACUUAACCUCAGCCAAGGUACUUUAAUUACCAGGGACUUAACCUCAGCCAAGGUACUUUAAUUACCAGGGACUUAACCUCAGCCAAGGGACAGUAUCAUCACCAGGUUUUCCUCUUAUUCUCACCAACAGACUGACAGGAAGUGUCAUCUUGACCAGGCAGGGACUUUCCCUUACGCUCAGCCAAGGUGUGAUGACCAGGAAUGUCCCUAAUGUCCAGCUAAGGGACAGUUGAUGCCCAUGACCUUUUACUGAGCCUAGAAGCACAACUCCCAAUGUGCCCACUAUCCCACAGAAAAGCUAGAGUGUUUAUCGUUCAACCUCCCUACCCUGAUGUUCAACGUUUCUCCCAUCCUAGCAGAGAUACAGAAGUGGAGUGGGACUGAUGUCAAGUGACACGGAAGUGACAAAGUGUAUGUAACUAUGCAUGUUCUCUCCCUGCACAGUGAUGAAGUCUCUAACCAGUACUCAGGACGACUGGCAGGUGGACAGGGUCAACAGUGAACUGAAGAUCCACACUCUGCAGGAGGAGUUGGAGAGGAUGACUCGGGAGAAAAACCGACUGCAGGAGCAUUGUGGGGUAAGACUAUGGGAAUAUAGAACCACAAGUGUGUUUCAUUCACAAAAGUCCCGAUGAAGGUCUGUUGACCAAAACCCGAUGAAGGUCUGUUGACCAAAACCUUUGUUUGAGGUCCAUGAUGACACAUUGUGGAGCAACAAGAAUUCCAGUGUAGUGUGCUGGGCUUUCAUUUCCAGACAUGGUAUGUGAACUACGCUCUUUUUCUAGGGUUUUAUUUAUAACCCUUUUGAAGCCGUAUGUCCUCCUCUUCCUAGGAUUCUUCUGGAACUGACUGUGACCAGAAUGACAUGGAGUCUAACCCCAGGUAUGUCCUUCAUCUCCCCAGAUUGGUGCUUCAGGUUUGACCCCAGAGAAGAUCUCACUAAAUUGCAGCAGAAUGAGACCCAUUUGAAACACCUGUCGUAGUGUAGAUGCUAUGACCAGCCAC